Messenger RNA from Neodiprion fabricii, 1946 nucleotides. Its product is annotated as probable cytochrome P450 6a14. The record is from RefSeq and is a predicted model, not a curated record. The coding region runs from base 284 to 1831 and encodes 515 amino acids. The transcript has 7 exons. Gene Ontology annotation, molecular function: oxidoreductase activity, acting on paired donors, with incorporation or reduction of molecular oxygen; monooxygenase activity; iron ion binding. NCBI's taxonomy places the organism in Eukaryota, Metazoa, Arthropoda, Insecta, Hymenoptera, Diprionidae.
UCACGGUCUUUCGCAACCAUCGGCGAUAACAUUAACAUCAACGCGCCGUCUAAGUGAUCAGUAGACUAGACACCACCGAUAGAGCGUACUCAAAACACUAAGGCUCAUUCAUUCCGCGUUAGGACAUCUUGAAUUUUACCCCAGGAAAACUGAACCAUCUCGAUGCGCAAUAUUAAGAUGAGCCUGUAUCGUCAAUCAUAGAGAGCCGAUCUUGAGCCGGUUACACAGCGUUCGUCUCCAAAUUACAAACAUAAGUCAUUGAUCGUACGAAGUUAGUGGAACAAUGGGGCUGAUUUCGACGAACUUACUUUUCCAUCUUUUUGGAAUAACGAUCACGAUCGCUGGUGCAAUAUAUCUGUACCUGAAACACGUCACUUAUCAUUAUUGGAGAUCUAAGGGAAUCGCGCAGUCCGAACCUGUAGUUCCGUUCGGGAGUGUAUGGCCAGUACUCACUGCAGAAAAAUCUGUGGGUCAACUGAUGCGCGACCUGUAUUUGGAGUUCAAACGGAACCGUAUCUUUGGCAUCUAUUCCUUCCACAAGCCAACACUGGUGGUCUGCGAUCCUGAGAUAAUCCGGUUCAUAAUGACGAAGGAGUUCACGGCCUUCCAGGACCGUGGCCUGUACCACAACGAGAAGAUCGAUCCGAUAUCGGGCCACUUAUUCCUCCUCGGUGGUCCGAAGUGGAAGCGCCUAAGAGUUAAGUUCACGCCGACCUUCACGACUGGUAAAAUGAAGCAAAUGUUCGGAAUAUUGAAGGAAAUCGCGGAGAAACUCAGCAAGUGCAUUGCCAAGGAGGCCAACCAAAACGGCGUUGUAGAAAUCAAGGAUAUCAUGGCGAGGUUUUCCACGGAUGUGAUAGCUUCGGUGGCGUUCGGAAUUGACUGCAACAGCUUAGAGAACCCAGAUGCGGAGUUCCGCGAAUGGGGCCGGAAACUACUUACGCCCAAGCCAGUGAGGAAUACACUGAUGAGUUUGUGUCCGUCGAUCAUGACAAUGUUACAUGUCAAAACCAUUGACACAGGUCCUUCGAAUUUCAUAAUAAACACCUUCAAGGAUACCGUCAAUUACAGGAUGGCUAACAAUGUGGUACGAAACGACUUUUUGGACCUGGUUAUCCAGCUGAUGACCAAGGGUUGCGUAAAUUCGGAUGACGGAAAUGAAGUGCAACGGGAUCCAAUCGGGGCCAGUGAAACGAUUACCAUGCUGGAGGGAGCAGCUCAAGUCUUCAUUUUCUGGCUUGGCGGUUUCGAAACGUCUUCUAGCGCUGCCACUCAUUGUCUCUACGAGAUGGCAAUGAAUCAAGACAUUCAAGAGAAGCUUGCCAAAGAAAUUAAUACCGUGUUAGAAAAGUUUGGAGGCUUGACGUACGAUACCAUCAUGAAAAUGCCCUACCUGGACAAGGUAGUUUCUGAAACGCUCAGGAAGUAUCCUUCCUUCCCUAUCCUAAACAGAGAGUGCAACAGGGAAGUCGAGCUGCCGGAAACCGGAUUCAUUGUCCCAACUGGAACCCCGAUAAUCGUUCCAGUAUUGGGGAUCCAUUGGGACCCCGAAAUUUACCCUGACCCGGAUAGAUUUGAUCCCGAACGUUUCAGCGAAGAGAACAUCGCUAAGAGACAUCGUUAUUCAUAUUUACCAUUUGGCGAAGGGCCCAGAAAUUGCAUAGGAAUGAGGUUCGGCCUUCUUCAGACAAAAAUCGGUAUCAUCACCUUGCUUUCCAAGUUCCGUUUCAAGCCAACACCGGACACCAAAGUUCCUCUACCUCUGGAUACAGGAAACUUUCUACUCAUGUCGCUUGGUGGGGUGACAUUACGUCUCGAGAAACGACACUGAGGGUCAAUAAAAAUAGUGUCUUAUCACACGUUCACCUCUGCUGCUCAGGAAUUCAGCAGUUUUGUCGGUGACUUGUUCUUACAGUGAAAAAUAAACUGGCCUUACGUUGAAAGAA